UCGUCAACAUCAACACCAUCAUGUCUGUGCUUCUCGAGACGAGUGCCGGCGAUAUUGUGAUUGAUCUACUCGUGGAUCACGCACCCAAACUCUGCGAGAAUUUCCUCAAACUCUGCAAAACCAAGUACUAUAACUUUUCUCCCGUCCAUUCGGUCCAGAAGAACUUCUCCUUCCAGACUGGCGAUCCGCUCGGCCCUCUCUCGAAAGAAUCCGAUGGCGGCUCUUCAAUAUGGGGCAAUCUUGGGAGCGCGAAACGCACCUUUCCUGCCUUCUUCCACCCAAAGCUGAAGCAUGUCGAACGAGGAACAGUCAGCAUGGCUACGGUGCCUCUCGCAUCUGAUCCCGAGACGAGACUGGCCGGGUCACAAUUCAUCAUCACGCUAGGUGAGGAGACGGAUUAUCUGGAUGGCAAGGCUGCCAUUUUCGGCAAGGUAGUUGAGGGCUUCGACGCGCUGGAGAAGAUCAACGAGGCUGUCGUCGACGACAAGGGCUAUCCGUUGAUCGACAUUCGUAUAAAGCACACGAUCAUCCUGGAUGACCCGUACCCUGAUCCAGAAGGACUCCGAGAGCCGAGCGCUAGUCCGCCGCCUACCGAAGAACAACUCAAGACUGUACGAAUCGCAGACGAAGCCGCGCUUCACGAGGACGACGGAGUCGACGAAGAGGAGCUGGAGAGGCGGCGCGGGGAGCGAGAGGCCAAGGCACAGGCACUGACCUUGGAGUUAAUGGGUGACCUGCCAUUCGCCGAGGUCAAGCCACCAGAGAACGUGCUUUUCGUGUGCAAGCUCAAUCCAGUCACGGCAGACGAGGACCUGGAGCUGAUUUUUGGCCGCUUCGGCAAAAUCCUGAGUUGCGAAGUCAUCCGCGACGCCAAGACGGGCGACAGUCUGCAAUAUGCAUUCAUUGAGUAUGAGUCGAAGGAGUCUUGCGAAGCAGCAUACUCGAAGAUGGAGGGCGUGCUGAUUGAUGACCGGCGCAUACACGUCGACUUUUCCCAGAGUGUCAGCAAACUCAGCGACUCCUGGCGCAGCGACGCAAACGACAAGCGCCGCAAGCAUGCGCGUGGCGGUUGGGGUGGCGUCCGGGACCUCGAGAAGAGGCGCCAGUACCGAGCGGAGGAUGACCGCAGACAAGGGAAGGACUACGGCAUGGUGCACGCUGAGGACGAGAUGAGGGGCCGUCACGCAAAGCCCAGCCGUGACAAGUCUGGCCGGGACCGCAAUGGUGACGGGCGAGACUACCGGCGUCGGGAGCGGAGCCGCAGUCCACGGCCCAGGUAUGGCAGCCGGGAUCGCGACAGUCGUCGUGAUGAGAGACGCAGGCACAGAAGUCGAGAUCGCGAUGAUCGACGCGAUAGAUACAGGAGAUGAUGAAAGGCGGGAGCCAGAGAAUUCCAAUGAUACCCCUUUGCAUAACUGACUUUGCUCAACUACACUUUGCAAGUUUCCUGGACUCUAAUAAGCACGUACGCCGCUGACACGAAACAAAUGUGACCUAAGUACGUAGUCUUAACAGUCGAGUAAUCGUGACUGAUCACUGUGCUAUCGCAACAUAAAGUUCGCCGCCACGAUCCACCCUUGUCUUCCCCAGAAUCAGUAGCAGCGCCCAUUGCAUUUCUUGGCAAUGCUUGUCGCUCUGCCAAGACCGGCGAUCCCCCCCCCCCGGCGCCAAUGGGCUCCAAGCGCGGUUUAGGCGAGAUCAGCGCUCAAGACCACCGCCCGUAGUCGUUUCGCUGCAUCAGAAGUGUCAUUCUGAAUGUCACCAGAGGUGCUUAGAGUUUGCCUACGUGCGCAACCUAUCGGAGAUGUUGGAGUUGUGGUCACAGUUGAUGGAGGGUUGGAGGGUGAGA
Emericellopsis atlantica is the source of this 1849-nucleotide messenger RNA. Its product is annotated as RNA binding protein. Gene Ontology annotation, cellular component: nucleus. The coding region runs from base 21 to 1370 and encodes 449 amino acids. Gene Ontology annotation, biological process: protein peptidyl-prolyl isomerization. Gene Ontology annotation, molecular function: RNA binding; peptidyl-prolyl cis-trans isomerase activity. The transcript has 2 exons. The record is from RefSeq and is a predicted model, not a curated record. Lineage: Eukaryota; Fungi; Ascomycota; Sordariomycetes; Hypocreales; Bionectriaceae.